UGUGACUUGUGCAGUACCAACCUUGCGAGGAUGGCGCGUCCUGCUGCCAGAAAUCCAAUGGCUUCCUCACUGUUUCUGCUCCGAAAGCUUAGGUCUUGGCUGAGGACCGAGCAGAGUUGGAUCAUGGGGCACCAUAGGCUUCUAAACAAAUUGUUCUGGAAUUCGGCAUUCCCAUUUGGAGAGCUUGCAAAGGGCAGCUCGCAAUUCAGCAGCAAAAGGAAGAGCGCCAGCGUUGCCACAUACAUACGCUGUUUCCCUUCCAAUCAACUGUCUAAAGUUCUCACGUGCGCUGCGUGCAUUCCCCUCAGCGGUGGCGCAUCACUGUACGCAGCUGAUCAGACGCGUGGAAACCGGCAAGCGAGCGGCGAAUCCAUGAGCAGCCUAACUGAGCCAACAUGAGCACUUUUCCGACAAGCUGCAGCUUCUCACCCCCAGAGUCGGAUCGCACGGCCGGCGUCAUGGGCUCUUGUGAAGACAAGCCGAUUGGGCGAAUGACACUGCCCACGUUUCUUUUCCUCGCCAAGAACAAGAUGGGGGUGCGAGCGUCUAUGCCCGCCUUCUUUGCGAUCGCCCGGGGACUGGCCGUUGGGGUGCUGAUCGUGCUCUUUUUCACACUCUACUCAUCGGGGCCUUCCUGCAGCCAGGAGCUGGGGCUUCCGAGGAAGGGGCUGGCUGAUGCGAACGGGCUCGCGGGUGAGAAUGGAGUCGCUGCUGUGGGUGGGCUUGCUGGUGUGAAUAAACUCCCUGAGAAGACGGCAGAUCUGCCGGGGUGCAUUCUCAUGAUGGACCACCGCUUUGGGUGGAACGAGGAUGACUUUGAGGGCUCGAAAGACGGCCCGAGCGGGGCGUUUGAGAAGUGGGGGCGCGAGAUCGAGUACCACCGCCCCUCGCGCUUUGUCAAUUGGAUGUACGCAAUGCGGCACGGGUACCGCUUUGCGAGCGGCAACGCGACCAUGUACAAGAAGGAUAGGCACCCUUCUUGGUUGAAGGUGGCGUAUAUGAGAGACCAGCUCAAGUGCUGCUGCAAGUGGGCCAUGAUGAUCGAUUCGGACUCGUACGUGCGCCUCGAGUCGCACAAAAUGCGGGUUGAAGAUUGGGUCAUGCAAGUGAUGAAGGAAGAUAAGGAGUCGGAGAAUGUGCGCACGAAGCAGCUGGUCGUCCCGGGGGAUCCCUCCAGCUUCUUCAGCGGCGAGGAGAGGGACGACGCGAUCGAAAUGAUCAUGGCGAGGAAUGGUAACGAGAAGGGGGGCUUUCAGGGCGAGCCGGAUGCGUUUGAUCGGAUCCAGGAAAAGGACGUUCUGUGUGCGGGGACCUUCUUGCUGCGGCGGAGCAAGAAAGCCAUCCAACUGUUGGAAGAUUGGUUCUCAUACGACGGGCCCACGUUGUUUGAGCACGCAUGGGAGCAGACGCCGUUCAACCGGUUGGUGUACCCAAAGUAUGAAAAGAAUGUUGCGGUGUUCCCGUUCACGGAAAUUGGGCCAAACGGGCGGGCGGUGAACCACGUGUGGGGGGCGGAUAACACGUUGGACGAGCGAAACGAGAUGGUGCGGGCAGCGGCGCUGGGGGUGAUCAGGAGUCUGCCGACGUGGGUGUUGGAAAACAUCCAAGAACGAGUUGAUGGUCCAAAUGCGAGACCAAGCACCCCAGAUCCUGAGGUUGAGCGACAGGCCCCUCCAUUGUAAGGUACGAGAUACAAGAAAGGAUCAUCCCCUGAACCAUUAUUAGGUCACGAGCAUACAGAAGGGUCACAGAGUCACGAGACUGAACGUACAGGCGACUAAGGACCUGCAGUGUCAACAUUCUCCAGCACCGGUUCAUACAGUCUUGUUCUAGUCAACGAGUUGGUUGAGCGUGUGACUGAAUCAGUAUCUCCCGUAAGUUCAGCUACUGUAGCGACCGCGUGCUUUCUAGUCCGUUGGACGACUCCUUCCAUUCCUGUCAGCAUGUCUGGUGUGGCAUGCAUGGAUACCACUUUUCUAGCGCUACAGAAACAAUCGAGGUCAGAAUUUGUCAGUCCCCAUAUAUACUGUCAAGCCGAUAUACAUGCAGAGCCAUA
Molecule: messenger RNA, 2056 nt
Organism: Klebsormidium nitens
Lineage: Eukaryota; Viridiplantae; Streptophyta; Klebsormidiophyceae; Klebsormidiales; Klebsormidiaceae
Source: the annotation of a GenBank genome assembly